Molecule: messenger RNA, 995 nt
Organism: Sarcophilus harrisii (Tasmanian devil)
Lineage: Eukaryota; Metazoa; Chordata; Mammalia; Dasyuromorphia; Dasyuridae
Product: vegetative cell wall protein gp1-like
Exons: 3
Coding region: 1-921 (306 amino acids)
Source: RefSeq, a predicted model, not a curated record
AUGCUGGGGGUACAAGGAGUGGUACAAGAGUUACUGCUCUGUCUGAGGGGAGACAGCAUCCUGGGAACCCAGGAUAAAGACCCGGGCCUUCAUGAAGGCUGCCUGGGGGAGGCAGGGAGAAGGGGGAGGGGGAAACAUCGGGAACGCGAGGUUUUGCGAGGGCGAACGCUGCAAACUCUGCAGGCCCAGGAAAAGAAAAAGCGAGUGUUGAGACCCCGCGGGAGGCGGGCGCCCUCAUACAAGCGCCAGCCACUGGCUCGGGCUGCAGACCCAGGCCUCCGGAGGCCGCACGUGCCGGAGAUCCCCCGGAGGGUAGCCGGGCUGGGCCAGGGCCAGGUCUGCGUGCGGGGGAGGGGCUCGCUGCGGCGCGCGGUCAGCCCUCAGAGGCUCCCUGGGGAAACGCCUCCGAGUCCCUCCCGGCCGGGGCCGGCCGCCCCCACAGCCCGCGCCGCGGCCUCCCCGCCGCCCCAGGACCGGACAGAGCCCCGCCUCCCGCCGGCCCUCCCGCUGCGGGACCCCCAGGGGGCGCAGUCAGCCCGCCCCAGGCCGAGACGUCCGCGCGCUGUGAUCUCGCCCGAGUCUCGCUUGCCUCGGUCCCUGCCCGGGGAGUCGCGGGGCAGGGCCGUGCGGGGUUCCAGGCCGCAGACUCACAAAGAGGCCGCCGCUGGAUUGGCGGACGCAAAAGAAAAGGGCCCUGGGGACGUUCCGCGGCGGCGUCCCACCGGAAGUCCCGCCCCACGCCAGGCCCCACCCACUCCCACGUGGUGUUUUUCCUUCUCCGCCCCCUGGAUGGACACCACGUGUUCCUUCUCCGCUUCCCGGAAGUCCUGCCCACGUCCCCCUCUAGCUCCGGUCUUGGUCCCCGCCUGCCCGCUCCGGCGUGUUGCGUCACUUCCUGCUCGGCCCUUGCCUCGUGUUUAAGGAGACCCCGGCGGCGGCUUUCCGGUCCUUUUCGGUCCGUUCGUCCUAGAGAAGAGGAGCGGGAGACGAGCGAC